Molecule: messenger RNA, 516 nt
Organism: Urocitellus parryii (Arctic ground squirrel)
Lineage: Eukaryota; Metazoa; Chordata; Mammalia; Rodentia; Sciuridae
Source: RefSeq, a predicted model, not a curated record
AUGAAGUUUUUCAUCUUUGCCUGCCUGUUGGCUGUUGCUCUGGCAAAGCAUGUAUCAUCUCACAGUUCAUCUAGUGAGGAAUCUGCUGACGUCACUGAAAAAAAGGAGCAGUCUGAGGAAGAAAAUGUCUACCUAAAACAGCUGAACAAAAUCAAACAAUUUUACCAGCAAGCUUACUUCCCCCAAUACCAUCAGGUUUAUCAUCAUCAGCAGAGAGUUUUGAACCCAUGGAAUAGCUUUAAGAAAAAUGUCAAUCGUGCUGUUUCCAUUCCGAAAAAGGAGCAGUCUGAGGAAGAAAAUGUCUACCUAAAACAGCUGAUCAAGAUCAACCAAUUUCACMCAUUCGCCGUCCCCAAAUAUUUCCAGGUUUAUCAUCCACAGCAGAUAGCUAUAAAUUCUUGGGCUCACAUUAAGAACCUUGUCYACCCAUAUAUUCCCAUUGUGAAAGUUAAAAAAGAAGAAGAAGAWGAUGAUGAUGAUGAUGAUGAAGUCACUAGACUCARCUUACCUCUUUAA